Abrus precatorius (Indian licorice) is the source of this 1204-nucleotide messenger RNA. Its product is annotated as alkylated DNA repair protein ALKBH8 homolog. Gene Ontology annotation, cellular component: mitochondrial matrix. The transcript has 2 exons. Gene Ontology annotation, biological process: DNA damage response; fatty acid metabolic process. NCBI's taxonomy places the organism in Eukaryota, Viridiplantae, Streptophyta, Magnoliopsida, Fabales, Fabaceae. Bases 1 to 696 code for a protein of 231 amino acids. The record is from RefSeq and is a predicted model, not a curated record.
AUGUUCUGCAUGAAGGAUGAAGAUUAUGAAGAGAAGGCAGUGUUGGAACAAGUGUUCGGAGCAUCAUCCUCCGACAGCGAAGAGGGAUCCGAUUGGGAAGAGUGUAAGUGGGAGUCAAUCGAGGAAGUGAAGGGGCUAUGGCUGUGCACGCGCUUCCUCUCUCCUCGCCAACAAACACGCUUGCUCUCAGCCAUCCAAGCAGAAAACUGGUUCUCCCAACCCUCCAUCAACCAGGCCAUGCGCUUCGGCCUUCAACAUCUUCCCCCUUGGGCCAUCCGUUUGGCCCAUUCCAUUCACCGUUCCGUUCUCGCUACCCAAGCCCAACCCUUUCCCCUACACCUACUGCAGAGAGAACCGCUCUUUGAUCAAAUGAUCGCCAACGUGUACCAGCCCGGCGAAGGCAUAUGCGCCCACGUUGACCUCUUGCGCUUCGACGACGGCAUCGCCAUCGUCUCCUUGGAAUCUUCCUGCGUCAUGCAUUUCACUCCCCAUUCCGAAAGCCAACACCGUUCCGUUUCGGUUCCCGUUUUGCUCACCCCAGGCUCCUUGGUUCUCAUGUCAGGGGAAGCUAGAUAUCGUUGGAAGCACGAGAUUAAUCGAAAACCGGGGUUUCAGUUAUGGCAGGGACAACCAUUGACUCAAACCAGACGCACCUCUAUUACCCUCAGGAAACUACUCUCCUCCUCCGACACCUGAUUCCGUAUUCAACCUUUCUAUUUCGAUCUCAAUUUCAAUGUUUAUUAUUCAGCAUUCAAAACAAAUUUUACAAUCAUAAAAAUAGCAAGUAUUUUAAAUAUCUAUCCUAUUCGGUGUUUUUCGAUUUGGUACCGAAGGCGAUGAAAUUGACGCUGAUAUCGUCUGAUAAAGACCAUCGUCCUGUCACCGGGUUAUACACAAAUCCUGCCAUCUCCUCCACCUGUGCGAUGCAACCGAAAAUGUCAUUAAGAUAACCGCAAGUGAUGAAUGUGUAACAAAUCAAAUCGAGGAGGCUUACAUUGAUUCCGGCACGUUGUAGGAUGAGAACUAGUUCCUCUGGGGUAAGAAAAGUGGACCACUGAUGUGUACCUCUCGGAAGCUGCAAAAUUUUAAAUAGAAUGCUUCAGUGUUGAAAUGCAAAUUGUAGAGUACAAAUCAAUUGUAAUACCUUCCCUGUACGCUUUCUAUCAAUAUUUUAUCAACACGUUACUGACUGAUUAUGUCAAUU